Messenger RNA from Nicotiana tabacum (common tobacco), 2106 nucleotides. Its product is annotated as DEAD-box ATP-dependent RNA helicase 39. Lineage: Eukaryota; Viridiplantae; Streptophyta; Magnoliopsida; Solanales; Solanaceae. The record is from RefSeq and is a predicted model, not a curated record. Gene Ontology annotation, molecular function: nucleic acid binding; RNA helicase activity; ATP binding.
UUUUGUUUUGUUUUUGGAUGCCAUUAUCAGAACUGAAGGCUAUGUUCUCCAUUUGAAUCAUCAAACCAAAACACAGAGCAAAAUGGGAGGAACAGGAAGAGCACUGCUAAACCUCUCUCUCACUUCCUCCUCCGCUUCUUCCCUCCGUUUCUCUUUCUCUCUCCUCCCUUCCCGUUUUCCUUUCGCCACAAAACCACUUCUUCCCCAAACCCCUAGGGUUUUACUAGGGUUUAGACCUCUUUGUUCCACCACCACCACCACAACUACUACGACUGCUGAAGAAUCACUAAUUCAACCCAUUAAGCAUUCAAUUCUAUUAGAAAGGCUUAGACUUAGACAUCUUAAAGAAUCUGCAAAGCCCAAUUUAGAACCCAAACAAUUAACACAAAAAUUUAAAGCUGAGGUGGAUGAUGAUGGAGUUAAGAAGAGUAAGAAAAAGGCGGUGGCGUCGAGUUUUGAGGAGUUGGGUUUGAGUGAAGAGGUAAUGGGGGCGUUAGGUGAACUGGGUAUUGAAGUGCCGACUGAGAUUCAGUCAAUUGGGAUACCUGCUGUGAUUGAGGGGAAAAGUGUGGUUUUGGGUUCGCAUACGGGUUCUGGCAAGACUCUUGCUUAUAUGUUGCCUAUUGUUCAGUUGUUGAGACAAGAAGAGGAAUUGCAUGGUAUGCACAUGAAGCCUAGGCGCCCCCGAGCUGUUGUGCUAUGCCCUACUAGGGAGCUCUGUGAGCAGGUUUUUCGUGUGGCAAAGUCUAUCAGUCAUCAUGCACGGUUCAGAUCUACCAUGGUUAGUGGUGGCGGCCGUUUGAGACCUCAAGAAGAUUCUUUGGGUGGCCCAAUUGACAUGAUUGUGGGGACUCCAGGCAGGGUUCUACAACAUAUUGAAGAGGGAAACGUGGUUUAUGGUGACAUCAGAUACUUGGUCUUGGAUGAGGCUGAUACCAUGUUUGAUCGCGGUUUUGGUCCUGAUAUACGAAAAUUUCUUGCACCGCUGAAAAACCGUGCUUCGAAGCCUGGUGAUGAAGGAUUUCAAACCGUGUUGGUGACAGCAACAAUGACAAAGGCAGUUCAAAAGCUGGUUGACGAGGAGUUUCAAGGGAUUCAGCAUUUACGUACUUCUACAUUACAUAAGAAGAUUGCUUCUGCUCGUCAUGAUUUCAUCAAACUUUCAGGUUCUGAGAACAAGCUGGAGGCGUUGCUACAGGUUCUUGAGCCAAGUUUAGCAAAGGGCAAUAGAGUGAUGGUAUUCUGUAACACGUUGAAUUCCAGUCGUGCUGUGGAUCACUUUCUCAGUGAAAACCAAUUUUCUACUGUUAACUACCAUGGGGAAGUUCCAGCAGAACAAAGGGUUGAAAACCUUGCAAAGUUUAAGAGCGAUGAAGGAGAUUGUCCCACUUUGGUCUGCACAGACUUGGCUGCUAGAGGACUGGAUUUAGAUGUGGAUCAUGUCGUCAUGUUUGAUUUCCCUUUGAAUUCUAUUGAUUAUCUCCAUCGCACUGGAAGAACUGCUCGUAUGGGUGCCAAAGGGAAAGUUACAAGUUUGGUUGCCAAAAAGGACUUGCUUUUGGCCGCUCGCAUCGAGGAAGCCAUGAUGAAGAAUGAGAGCUUGGAGGCUCUCUCAGUAGACGGUGUCAAAAGGGAUAUUGCCAGGUCUCGCAUAACUGAACAGAAGGACAAGCGUGAAAAGUUGGUCAAAGCUUCAAAUUCAAGAGGCAAGGCUAAAGCUUCCACAGGUAAAUCCUCGAGUGUUGGUAGAAAGACCGAUUCAAAAACAUCUCCUGGAGCAAAGUCUGGCAAAGUACCAGCUAAGUCAAAACCGAAGAUAGCAAUCAAGGUAUCCAAGAGGGUUAGCACUUCCACUGGUAAGAGACGAGUAGACAGCCGAAGCUCUAGCGUCUCCACGUCGAAACUAAAUGUUGUUGGAUUCAGGGGCAGGAGUUCAUCAUCGAGUAAAAACGCAAAUGUUAGGGCUGGUUAACAUGCCUAGGUUUCAAUCAUGUAUACUGAAUUUUGUUUUCUUUUCUCUCUCCUUGUAAAAUUUAUGGUUAGUCAUUUUGAUAUUUUCAGUCAUCAAAUUGUGCAAUGUCAAUAGCCAUUCUCCAUGACUUGUCA